AUGUAUCACCAUGUAUUACCAUGUAUAGCCAUGUAUAGCCAUGUAUUGCAAUGUAUUGCCAUGUAUAGCCAUGUAUUGCCAAGUAUACCCAUGUAUAGCCAUGUAUUGCCAUGUAUUACCAUGUAUCACCAUGUAUUACCAUGUAUAGCCAUGUAUAGCCAUGUAUUGCCAUGUAUAGCCAUGUAUUGCCAUGUAUACCCAUGUAUUGCCAUGUAUACCCAUGUAUAGCCAUGUAUACCCAUGUAUAGCCAUGUAUUGCCAUGUAUUACCAUGUAUAGCCAUGUAUUACCAUGUAUCACCAUGUAUUACCAUGUAUAGCCAUGUAUAGCCAUGUAUUGCCAUGUAUUACCAUGUAUUACCAUGUAUUACCAUGUAUCACCAUGUAUUACCAUGUGUAGCCAUGUAUAGCCAUGUAUAGCCAUGUAUUACCAUGUAUCACCAUGUAUUACCAUGUAUAGCCAUGUAUAGCCAUGUAAUGUCAUGUAUAGCCAUGUAUUACCAUGUAUCACCAUGUAUUGCCAUGUAUAGCCAUGUAUAGCCAUGUAUUACCAUGUAUCACCAUGUAUUACCAUGUAUAGCAAUGUAUAGCCAUGUAUAGCCAUGUAUAGCCAUGUAAUGUCAUGUAUAGCCAUGUAUUACCAUGUAUCACCAUGUAUUGCCAUGUAUAGCCAUGUAUAGCCAUGUAUAGCCGUGUAAUGUCAUGUAUAGCCAUGUAUUACCAUGUAUCACCAUGUAUUGCCAUGUAUACCCAUGUAUAGCUAUGUAUAGCCAUGUAUUCCCAUGUAUACCCAUGUAUAGCCAUGUAUUGCCGUGUAUAGUGAUGUAUUGCCAUGUAUAGCCAUGUAUACCCAUGUAUUGCCAUGUAUACCCAUGUAUAGCCAUGUAUACUCAUGUAUAGCCAUGUAUUGCCAUGUAUUACCAUGUAUUGCCAUGUAUUACCAUGUAUCACCAUGUAUUACUAUGUAUAGCCAUGUAUAGCCAUGUAUAGCCAUGUAUAGCCAUGUAUUACCAUGUAUUACCAUGUAUAGCAAUGUAUAGCCAUGUAUAGCCAUGUAAUGUCAUGUAUAGCCAUGUAUUACCAUGUAUCACCAUGUAUUGCCAUGUAUAGCCAUGUAUAGCCAUGUAUACCUAUGUAUAGCUAUGUAUACCCAUGUAAUGCCAUGUAUUGCCAUGUAAACCCAUGUAUAGCCAUGUAUACCCAUGUAUAGCCAUGUUUUGCCAUGUAUAGCCAUGUAUUGCCAUGUAUACCCAUGUAUAGCCAUGUAUAGCCAUGUAUUACCAUGUACAGCCAUGUAUUACCAUGUAUUGCCAUGUAUUACUAUGUAUAGCCAUGUAUUGCCAUGUACAGCCAUGUGA
Molecule: messenger RNA, 1356 nt
Organism: Porites lobata
Lineage: Eukaryota; Metazoa; Cnidaria; Anthozoa; Scleractinia; Poritidae
Source: the annotation of a GenBank genome assembly